AUGACGAAUAGUUCCUUCCCUCGUCGCCUACCAGGCGCGGCGGACGUUAACGUCAACACUGAGACCGGCCCCGGUCGGACAUUCGACGACGACGGUCCUGUCCUCAAGCCAGCAGUACCGACACCAACAACAGACUAUCAAACUAUAACAAAGCCCCCACCAACCACGAAUCCAUCAAACCCAGAUACCAAACCCAAAAUGCCAGAAACCGCCGCUUCACGAAAAGCACAAGGCGUCCCACUGCUAGGUGGCGGCCACGACGACAGCAACAGUCGAUCUUCAAACGAAAACCAGCACACUUCCAUCGACUCCCUUACCCCUCUAACUCCCGGUGUGGUAGGCCCGUCCUACCAUGCCACUACCUCUUCAGAAGACGACUCCUUCGCUACAGUCACCGACACAAGCACGGGGAAAUAUGCCCUCCGCUCCUGGCUCACCGUUCUCGGUGCCUGGCUGGCCAUUUUCUCGUCGUUUGGUCUCCUGACAGUGCUGUCGAUAUGUCAGAACUACGUGUCUGGGGAUGCCAACGAGCAAGUGGCGAGUAUAAGCGAGGGCACGUUUGCUUGGGUGUUCUCACUCUACUUUGUGGUUAGCUUGGGGUUGGGGAUGUAUGUCGAAACAUGGGCCAUCCUCCUCGCCUUCGGGAUCCUCUCCGGCCUAACCUCCACCUUCCUCUUCAUCCCCUCUCUCGUAACCAUCCACCAAUUCUUCGGCCGCUCUCCGCGAUCCUACGCCUUCGCAACUAGCCUCACCACCACCGCGGGUCCCACAGCCGGCAUCGUCUUCCCUUAUGCCACUCGCAACCUCUUCCACGAAGUCAGCUGGUCAUGGACGAUCCGCACCCUCGGACUGAUCUGCUUCUUCCUGGCCGUAAUCGCCAACUUCCUAAUUCGCUCUCCUCCUUCUUCCGUUCGUCGGGAACCAGCUCCUUCGGUGCCGACCUCGCCUACUUCAGCUUCUUCGGCCAAGAAAUCGCAUACGCUAUCGCCACCUGGCUCAUCAGCUUCCUCGACCUCUACCGCCUCUACCGCCUCCACCGCCUCUGCAAAUUCUACCACCCCCAUGGUCGGCGGUCCCUCCGCAUCAUUAUCAACAAAGACCGCUUUACCAAUGCCAAUGGCAAAGCCCACGAGCAGCAGCUUCCACCCCUCCCUCACCCCCUUCUUCUUUUCCAAGUCUUACACCCUCCUCUUCCUCUCUCUUUUCCUGAUCCACCUCUCAAUCUACACAACAACCACUUACCUCUCCGCCACCGCCCUUUAUUCCCAAGGUUACUCGCAAAGUAUCACCUUCCGCACCACUACCCUCGUGGUGAACAUCUCUUCCAUCGCUGGCCGCUUGCUCGCUGGCUUCUUGGCUGCCGGAUUUCCUUUCACCUCUCCCUCUUCCCUUCCUCCCAACAACCUGAACCACCCCUCGAAGGCGGGCAAAAAACAGAGGAAACCGAGGAGAGUCUUCUUCUCCGGCCUAGAACUAGGACCCUUCAACACAGCCAUCCUCCUUUCCCUCCUCGCCACCCUCUCCCUCCUAGCAAUCCUACUCCCACCCACUCUCCACCCCGGACGCACAGGAAUGUCUUCCAGUCGCUUCACCACUUUCACCGUCCUCUUCGGUCUCUCCAGCGGUGCCGUCCUGGGAUUAGAACCUGUUCUGGUUUCCCCUAUGCUCCCCUCCUCCUCCUCUAACGGGGUCUACGGGAGCCAGUUCGGCCAAUAUUUUGGCACGCUUUAUACCCUUGUUAGCAUGGUAAGUAUAGCCGGCAUCCCGAUCGGGUCGAACCUCGUGUCUGCUUGCCAUGGAAAAUUCUGGGGACUGGUGGUGUUUGUUGGUGUUGCUUUUGGAGUGGGGAUGGUGGGUCUUUUGCUGGUUCGCAGGGUGCUUGUUUCUGGACGGGAUGGGGAUGGGAAUGGGAAGAUGGCGAAUGGGAAGGGUGUGAGUGUGGCUGCAGUGGCUGCGGGUAAUGGAAGAAUCAACGAUGGUGGAUCAAGGGGGUUCGAGUGGAAGAAGUUGAUGACUGGGAAGGGAUGGAGUGAAUUAUUUUGGGAGGUGGAGAGGAUUUGA
Messenger RNA from Sordaria macrospora k-hell, 2061 nucleotides. RefSeq lists its product as uncharacterized. The record is from RefSeq and is a predicted model, not a curated record. Gene Ontology annotation, molecular function: transmembrane transporter activity. NCBI's taxonomy places the organism in Eukaryota, Fungi, Ascomycota, Sordariomycetes, Sordariales, Sordariaceae. Gene Ontology annotation, biological process: transmembrane transport. Gene Ontology annotation, cellular component: membrane.